Molecule: messenger RNA, 1071 nt
Organism: Nannochloropsis gaditana CCMP526
Exons: 2
Source: RefSeq, a predicted model, not a curated record
CCUCCUGCUGCCGUCGAUGUCCUCCAGGCCUGGAAAGACGCCCAACGGGAAACUGUCGUCUUGAACGGUCGGUCUUUUUCGGGGGAUCCCUCCGGACUGCAGUCCGAAAUGCACCGACUGGUCGCCCCCUUGGUGGUGGAUUCGGAAACCGCCACGUUGCUCUGUCAAGACAUUUUACGGGCAUCCUCUAGGACGGCCUCAGGAGGCGAUUCCUACGUUAUUACCACGAGCCUUCUGGUACGGCCAGGCAACCUUCUGACUCCCGCAAUGGCCGCCUCUUCCAUCCCCAUUUCUAUCCAUAUCGGUGCGGAGGAAGGGGUUGUCGACAUUGCUGCCUACAAUAGCUACGUAUUGCACUGGGACAUGCUGGAGGACGGAGGGGGGGGAGCCGGGAAGGAGGGGAGGAAGGAGGCCAGAAAUCCAAGUGAGUGGGACCUUCCAAUGUGGCAAUCCUAUAUAGACGGAGGACGGGAAGGGACAAGCACGAGGAAAAAAAUGGGAGGGUUCUUGACGCAGAUGCUGCAGGCGUCGGGGGGUAACGGUUUUCAACGGCAUGUUCAUCCGCGCCGUUAUUUUCAGGACCGUGGGAAAGGGCCUGGGGAGGGUGUAGGGACGAGGGAGGAAUGCACAGGAACUGAAGAUGCUGGAAAGGAAAAGGAGCAGACAGGCGUGGGCUCCAAGAAGGAAGGCGAUCAAGAUAGGCUUGGAGAGAAAGGGGAGGGAAGAGGGGAAGGGGGCGGAGGAAGGGUGAAGGGAGAGGAGGAGGAGGAGGAGGAGGCGGAAGCGGGGGAGCGGAUCGUCCUCCAGACUCUGUUGGAGGUGAGACUCGACGUUUUGACACGCAACAGCAGCAGAAAGAUGCGUGUAUGGUGCCAGGAAACCGAAAAAGUACCCGGAUCUUUCUUGGUCCUGGGAGCAGGGGAGGGGAAGGUAAAUGGGACCUAUUUUCUGCACGGUUUCCAGGGUCGAGCGCCCUGGUACAUGAAGGAGGAGGAAGAGGAAGAGGAGGAGGAGGGAGAGCGGGCAAGAGUGGUGUUGGUGCGGGACGAAGGCUGGGUGCGGCCGAGUCGG